Eutrema salsugineum is the source of this 1177-nucleotide messenger RNA. Its product is annotated as F-box protein PP2-B1. NCBI's taxonomy places the organism in Eukaryota, Viridiplantae, Streptophyta, Magnoliopsida, Brassicales, Brassicaceae. Gene Ontology annotation, molecular function: protein binding. The record is from RefSeq and is a predicted model, not a curated record. The transcript has 3 exons. The coding region runs from base 1 to 1014 and encodes 337 amino acids.
AUGGAGCAAAUUCAAGUCGGCGAUUCGAAUUCCGGCGGAGGAAUAAGCCGUAACGAUUCGAUUGUUGUGGUCGGAGCAUCGUCGCGAUUCGAAACAUUGCCGGAAGAUUGUAUCUCUAUGGUGAUUUCUCAUACUACACCACGCGACGCUUGUGUUGUGGCUUCGGUUUCGAAAGCCGUUAAAUCGGCGGCACAAUCGGAUUUGGUUUGGGAGACGUUUCUUCCUCCGGAGUAUGCGUCUCUUGUGCCUCGGUCGCUGAAUUGCUCGUCGAAAAAGGAGGUUUAUUUGUCUCUCGCUGAUGAUUCCGUUCUGAUCGAUGACGGCAAAAAGAGCUUUUGGUUGGAGAAAUCUAGUGGAAAGAAGUGUUUUAUGUUAUCUGCGAUGGAUUUAACGAUCAUAUGGGGAGAUUCUCCUGCUUAUUGGCAAUGGAUUACAGUUCCUGAAUCUAAGUUUGAGAAAGUAGCAGAGCUUCGUAAUGUGUGUUGGUUCGAGAUUCGAGGCAAGAUAAGUUGCGGAAUGCUGUCAAAGAAGACACAUUACUCGGUUUACGCAGUGUUCAAGAGAACAAGCAAUAGAUCACACGGGUUCGACCACACGCCUGUGGAAGCUGAAGUUGGUUUUGUCGGGAAAGAAACCACCAAGAAGUUUGUGUUUCUCGAACCUGGAGAUACGGAUUCACGCAGCGGGUAUCGUUACUCGGGAGUUUCGCACGCAGCGGUGUCCAGAGCGUUUAGGACAAGGCGUCCAUGGAUGCUGUUUCCGAGAGAAGAAGUUGAAGCAGAGAGGAAAGUUGGUAGCAGGAACGUGGAGGAGCCAAAGGAGAGAGGAGAUGGGUGGAGGGAAGUGGAGCUUGGGAAGUUUUACAUCGACAAUGGAGGUUGUGAAGAUGGUGAUGAGAUUGAGAUUAGUGUAAUGGAGACUCAGAUGGGACAUUGGAAGAGUGGUUUGAUUUUCCAGGGAAUCGAGAUCAGGCCUGUGAAAAGACAAGAAGAAGAAGAAAUGGUGACUAAAUGAUCAAACAGUCCUAGUUCCAACUGUUAUGUUUUGGCCGAUGCUAAAGUGAUGCAAAGCUUAAUUUAACCUGAUGUCGUUUUUUGAGUAUUUUCUCUUUAUGUAGAGGAACACAUCCCUCAUGAAAUACUUAUCAAAGCACAACGUCUUAAAUUGCUUUCUUAAA